AAAAGAUAAAGAAACACAACAGAACUCAAAGAAAAACAACUUGAUUUCCUCUUUCUGCUCUUAUAUUCUACACUCAGUUCACUUCACAAACUCCUUUUCUCUUCCAUCUGCCACUCUAGAUACACAACUCACCACCCAUAAAACACAUUUGCAUCAUAGGCAGGCAUGGCAGCAGCACCAGCGGCGGCUGCAGCUUUGUCGAUAGUGUUAGUGGUGGCGGACCUGGUACUCUUGCUGUGCACAGCCAUCAAUUUCUCAGCCUCAAUGGUUGCGGCAGCCACCUGGUGUGUGGCCAGGAGUGAUGCCAUCGACCGAACUUUACAAACGGCUCUUGACUACGCAUGCGGGGCAGGUGCAGAUUGUGCACCAAUUCAAUCUUCUGGAAUGUGUUAUCUUCCAAACACGCUUCAAGCCCAUGCGUCGUAUGCCUUCAACAAUUAUUUUCAGCGCAGAGGCAAUGCCCCUGGCUCCUGCACAUUUGCUGGCACUGCCACCAUUGCCAAAACUGACCCAAGCUACGGAUCCUGUGUUUAUCCAUCAUCUCCAAGCGCAGCAGGAGGAACAGGUCGACCGGGGACUUCUGCUGGUACAACAAUUCCAGGCACAACACCAACUACAAGUUUACCACCUCCACCUCCAGGAAUCACUACACCUCUUCAUGGCGGUGGAAGUUUAACACCAGGAACGGGACCCAUAGACUCACAGCCAAGAUCUAGUGCUUACCGGGUUUUGUCAAUUGAAAACAUCAUGUCUUCAGUAUCUUUUGUGCUCGUUUUCCUUUUUAUCUUUCAAGCAGUGUAGGCUAUAAGAGCAUAGAACAUAAAUUUAAUGUCAAUAAUAGGUUAGUGCAGUUUUGUGUGGCAAAUGGAGCCCUUUUUUUACACUGCAGCGUUCAGCUACAUAUUCACAAACAGAACGGUUGUAGUAAAUAUUGAUAUAUUUAGUCGGGCCACUGUGAAACAUAUAUAAUUAUAGUGACGGAGAAAUUUAUUUGU
Molecule: messenger RNA, 995 nt
Organism: Olea europaea var. sylvestris
Lineage: Eukaryota; Viridiplantae; Streptophyta; Magnoliopsida; Lamiales; Oleaceae
Product: PLASMODESMATA CALLOSE-BINDING PROTEIN 3-like
Exons: 3
Coding region: 166-801 (211 amino acids)
Source: RefSeq, a predicted model, not a curated record